Molecule: messenger RNA, 2274 nt
Organism: Pleuronectes platessa (European plaice)
Lineage: Eukaryota; Metazoa; Chordata; Actinopteri; Pleuronectiformes; Pleuronectidae
Product: ETS domain-containing protein Elk-3
Exons: 5
Coding region: 341-1552 (403 amino acids)
Biological process (GO): regulation of transcription by RNA polymerase II; cell differentiation
Cellular component (GO): nucleus
Molecular function (GO): DNA-binding transcription factor activity, RNA polymerase II-specific; sequence-specific DNA binding
Source: RefSeq, a predicted model, not a curated record
UUUAUGGGCAGUCGGAGUUUCUGUAUCACCAUGUGUGCCGAUCCUGUGUGAGCAGGCCCACUGCUGGCGCACGGUCAGCGGGCAGGCACGGGAGGAGAGGAGGGGAGGAAAAGUGUGUUUACACAGACGGCAAACUGCCUGGGGAAUCGUAGGGGAGAGGAAGUGAGCCGGCUCUGUGUCUGCCUGCUCCAACUUCCUGCUCAGAAAGAGAAAAAGCCCAGGAUCCUAUUUCAGCGCAGCACAACUGUGAGGAGCAGAAGUAAAGCAUGGAAAAACAAGGAAUCACCCAGGGCUCACCGUAACGCUUCUCGGGGGGAAAACAAACCGUCAGAGAUCAGGUAUGGACAGUGCCAUCACCCUGUGGCAGUUCCUGCUGCAGCUGCUGCUUGACCAGAGCCACAAGCACCUGAUAUGUUGGACGUCCACGGAUGGCGAGUUCAAGCUCCUCAAGUCGGAGGAAGUGGCCAAGCUCUGGGGCCUGCGCAAGAACAAGACCAACAUGAACUACGACAAGCUGAGCAGAGCCCUGCGCUACUACUACGACAAGAACAUCAUUAAGAAGGUGAUUGGCCAGAAGUUUGUGUAUAAGUUUGUGUCCUUCCCUGAGAUCCUGAAGAUGGACCCGCAGGCGGUGGAGAUGGGCCUUGCGUCUGGAAGGUUUCCCCUCCAGGAAGGAGAGGCCCCUGAGCUGGAGGUAGAGGAGGAGGAGGAAGAGGAAGGGGAGGAGGAGGUGCAUAGGAGGACCCUGGCUGCCCUCGGGGUGCAGCAGUGUCGCAACGACUACCUCCACUCGGGUCUCUACUCCUCCUUCAGCAUCAGCUCGCUGCAGAACCAGAGCGAGUUGCUGCGCGCCUUGCGGGAGCGUCAGGACGAGUCGCGCUCAGUCAUUCGCUUUGGCACCAAUGAGAGGAGCUCCCCCCCCUACGCCAAGCCCGAGUCCUACAUCUCCCCCAGGCCAUCCAGGCUCCCCUCCCACUCCCACUCCCCGCCCUCCCCCCACGCCCAACCGGGCCGGAGCUGGAGCCCCGCUGUCAAAGAGUUAGAGGAGGAGGACUCUGACCAGAGCGCCCAGCCCCUCAACCUUUCCUCUGGGCACCGGGAGCGCGCCCUGCAGCCUCCUGAGAAGAGGAGCAGCAGCAGCAGUGGUAGAAGUAGUUCUGUUAGUCACAGAAACCAAGGAGACGGACUCCCACCAAAAUGCAAAAAGCCCAAAGCUCUGGAGAUCUCCGCCCCGUCCCUGCUGCUGGCCGGGAGUGACAUCGGCUCCAUUGCCCUCAACAGCCCAGCCCUCCCCUCCGGCUCCCUCACUCCUGCCUUCUUCACUGCACAGACUCCCUCCGGUUUGUUGCUGGCCCACAGUCCGCUGUUGUCGGGCAUCCACUUCUGGAGCAGCCUGAGCCCGGUCGCCCCGCUCAGCCCCGCCCGGCUGCAGGGCCACAGCUCACUGUUCCAGUUCCCCAGCCUAAUCAACGGACACAUGCCUGUCCCCCUGCCAAACCUGGAAGGAACACCCUCCUCCCUGCUCCUGUCCCCCACCAUCCACAAAUCCUGAUCCAGGGUCUGCGAAGAGAAAAAAACCUCCCAUCUUCAUCCAUCUCUGGUUGAAGGUUUUAUCCUCCUCCUCAUCAGUAGCAGCAGCGAUCUCUUCCCCCAUCUUGUCAGAUAUUUUGCUUCAGUAAAGUCCUGUGACAGCAUGUGACCUCACCUUUUUGUUUUGCACUUGAGUUGCUUCAGAUUACAGUGGUUGAAAGCACUUGGUAAAAAAAAGUAAAGCCAUACGCCGUGAUGUUUGUGAGGCGUCGGGCUCUUUGUGAUAAAGUACAGCACAUUUCCACUUGACCCUGUUCAACACAGACAGUAGUGACGUGCAGCUAGCUGAGGAAACGGCUAGUCGUCCACUCAUUCUGCGCAGAGAGCUCAGUUGUUUUUUAGUCUUGUAAGAAAAAAAGAAAAAAGAUUAAAAAAAUAUUUCUUUCCCCUUAAAUGUACAUCAGUGUGAAACAGGUCGUUUCACAUUGUGUGGUAUUGUAUGUAAUGUAUGCACUAUGCUUCUCCGAUAGUACCGGCUGUGCCUUGUUGUCCUAUUUUUCCUCUUUAUUUCAAACAAAUCUUUUAAUGAAGACAAGAUUUCAAAUCAAUGAAAAAGAGCCUUUGUAACGCUUGUAAUGUUCUUUUUUUAUAAUGGACUUGGUAUAUAGUAUGUAUUCUGUAUAUUUUUUGUAUUGUGAAGAACGUCAUGUCGUUUUUCAAUAAACCAAGCAUUGAAUGCUGAAA